GAAAACCACUGACUUCCGGCCAGGCCGUUGUCUGGGUGGCGCGGUCGAGUCAUCGCUGGGCCUCACCGCUUCGUUCUCCCGACCCUCCCCGCGCCCUGGCGCGGGGGGUCGACUCGGACCUUUCCCUGCAUUUCGUUUCGGCCAGUGCCGGGGGCUACCCGCCCUGGGGCCUGGGAUCCUUGGGGUCCGUGAGGCCCACUCUUAGCGGCCGGGGCCUACCGCGGCCCGCCGCCGGCCCUCAUGAGGCAUAGCCUGACUAAGCUGCUGGCAGCCUCGGGCAGCAACUCCCCAACCCGCAGUGAGAGCCCAGCCCCGGCUGCAACCUGCUCGCUGCCCUCGGACCUCACCCGGGCGGCAGCGGGGGAGGAGGAGACGGCGGUGGCCGGAUCUCCCGGCCGCAAGCAGCAGCUCGGCGACGAAGGGGAGUUGGAAGGCGGGAGGGGGAGCCGCGGCGGGGUGGCCGUGCGCGCUCCCUCGCCCGAGGAGAUGGAGGAGGAAGCGAUCGCCAGCCUCCCCGGAGAAGAGACGGAGGAUAUGGACUUUCUGUCUGGGCUGGAACUGGCGGAUCUCCUGGACCCCCGGCAACCGGACUGGCACCUGGACCCCGGGCUUAGCUCGCCCGGGCCUCUCUCCUCGUCUGGCGGAGGCUCGGAUAGCGGCGGCCUGUGGAGAGGGGAGGAUGACGAUGAGGCCGCGGCUGCUGAAAUGCAGCGCUUCUCUGAUCUGCUGCAAAGGCUGUUAAACGGUAUCGGAGGCUGCAGCAGCAGCAGUGACAGUGGCAUCGCCGAAAAGAGGCGGAAAAAGUCCCCAGGAGGAGGCGGCGGUGGCGGCAGCGGUAACGACAACAACCAGGCGGCGACAAAGAGUCCCCGGAAGGCGGCGGCGGCCGCUGCCCGCCUUAAUCGGCUGAAGAAGAAGGAGUACGUGAUGGGGCUGGAGAGUCGAGUCCGGGGUCUGGCAGCCGAGAACCAGGAACUGCGGGCCGAGAAUCGGGAGCUGGGCAAACGCGUACAGGCACUGCAGGAGGAGAGUCGCUACCUACGGGCAGUCUUAGCCAACGAGACUGGACUGGCUCGCUUGCUGAGCCGGCUGAGCGGCGUGGGACUGCGACUGACCACCUCGCUCUUCAGAGACUCGCCCGCCGGUGACCACGACUACGCUCUGCCGGUGGGAAAGCAGAAGCAGGACCUGCUGGAAGAGGACGACUCGGCGGGAGGAGUUUGUCUCCAUGUGGACAAGGAUAAGGUGUCGGUGGAGUUCUGCUCGGCGUGCGCCCGGAAGGCGUCGUCUUCUCUUAAAAUGUAGGGUCAAGUAAUCUGCUCUUUAUCCGCGUUUACCCCUUUCAACUCCCUUACACCAUGUCAAACUUACCUUAGUGGGACAUCUUCACCGGACACAUUUCAGAGGAGAGAAAAAAGUAAUAUUGAAUCUUAAAGUGUUUAGCUAAAAGCAUGAAUGUGACACAGUAACCAACUCCUAAUGAUAACAUGUGACUAUUAAAUCUCUCUGACAGUUUCUUUUUUAGGUGAUUUCCUUCCUGCCAGGCUCCGUUGUAGGGGUUACAGAACAGUCGUUCCCGCCUCACAUCCUGUGGAUACAGCUGUUGGGGCAGAAGAGACGGGACCAGCUGCUGGCCACAUUUCCUGCUUUAUUUUAAAAGGUAGUAUAAGAAAUGAGGAAAAAGAGGUAAUAUCAGGGCUUCUGCUGUUUUUUAUUUUUAAAAUGUUCAUAAUUAAAAAGUAUUUUCCAGCAGUCCAAAGAUGUAAGUUAUCUUACACAUAAAAUGUUUUAUUUUGUUGUUAUUUGGUUAUGAAAAUGGAAUCCUUGUUCUUGCACAGCUGUAAAUGUUUUGUUGCUAGAUAAUACGAUUUGAGACCUGAAUUGGUCUUUGGUUUCCAGUGCAUCACAGCAUAUUUUGUAAAAUCAUCUACUACUGCACUUGAGCAUGAUGGGUAGUAGCCAAACUCACAACUUGGAGUGAUGAACCUGCUUAUACCUAAGGGCAGGAGCAAGCCCCUCACAAUGCAGCUGCAUGGGUUUUUAGUGCCUACUGAAUUUUAUAUAUAUAUACAUAUAUAUAAACCAAAAGUAGUUGGAAAGAUUAUUUGAAAUGACUAAUUUGUGCUAUCGUUAUGAAAUAUGUUAAAUGUAGCUUUUUUGAAACAGAAGCCUUGAAUUGAAAUUUAACUAAUACUUGAACAUUUUGUAUAUAUUUCUUUGUAUAUAAUUUUGUGCAGUACCAAUGACAAAAAUAUGGUGUCGUAAUAAAACCAGGUUUGUCGAUCUUUUAGUUAUGGGCUCAAAGAAUUUAUUCAUCUCUAACAUGACAUUGGAAAAUAAUGGAUGAAAAUAGGAAAAAUGAUUGUUGUUAAUGCUGACUGUGGGUCUUAAAAGGUUCUGGAAAGCAGUAAGUUCAUUUUUCUAAAAACUAUAGCAUUCUCUUGGAAUAUUUUCUUCCUUACGUCAGUACUUUACCUGCAUUAUUUGAAGUUGUGGGCUGGGGAGAAACAGCAGUCAAAGCUUUCUGAAUUGAGAUGCUUUGAAAUUCCAAGUGUAGAUUUUUAGAAUGUCAUUUUAUAAAUGGCAGUUUUUGGAAUUACUUGAUAAAGAACUUUUGAAAAUGGAAAGAUUAGUAUGGCCUAUUUUUAAAGCUGCUUUGUUAGGUUCCUUAUGUUUUAUUAACUGUCUUUUCUCAGUUUCCAUUUCAUUUUUUUUUCUAGUUUUGGUGACUUAGUGAUUUUGUCAUUUUUUACAUCAACUUCAUGGUCUUGUUUUUACAUGGUAAUUGCAUGUAUUUAGGAUCUAUCUAAUAGGGGCUUUAAAUAAAUUUGAUCAUAUUUAUGUGUAAGCACAUUUUACUGUAAAUGUUUGGGUUUCUGAAUUUAAACAGAUCUGUUUAUUUCAGUAUGUAGUAAACAAUAUCUUAAAAGUGUCCGACUCACUACUUGUUAAUUAAAAAAGUUAUGAUUAAUGUGAAACUGUUGUCUUACUAUUUUUAGAAAAUUGUGUUCUGGAUGAUUUAGCACAUGGAUAAAGGAGAUUUCUGGCAUAUAAAAUGGAUUGUUUUUGAAAUUUCUAGGUUUGGCUCUAUUUACUAUAAUGGUUGAAAACAAUUUAGUAUUUGGGUGACCCUUUUGUUUUUCUUCUAAAUGUGCCUCUAUGGUAGAAUACAGAACUAGACUAAAGACGUAGCUUUUUAAUAUUUGUCUUCGAUGGUGGCAGGAGUUCAUACAUUAAUUGAACUAACACAUCAUAUUUUGACCUACUAUUUCUAUCAUAUUGACUUACUGUUUCUGCACUUCCUUGACCAGACUUAUCUUAAAAAGUCCACUUUCGUUAAAACGUAGUCACACCUGAUAUAAUCCAACAAAAAGUGUUCAAAAUAUUUUAAAUAUUUGUGCAUUUUAUAAUCACUAAAUUAAUCUCUCUCUCUUCUCUUUAAACAGCUUAGCAGUGUCUGCAAAAACGAAUCUUUUCCUACAACCUGUUAACUGACUGGACUGAUGGUAACAAAGUAAUUGUGAGAGCCAUGUCGGUCAAAAAUUUGGCAUCUGCUGAAAAAAAUGAAUGCCAUUUUCAAGUUCCCAAAUUACUUCUAUACUGAUUUCACUUUCCAGAAAUGGAGAUAUGAAAAGAUUCUCUGGAAUCCUUGAAAGACUUAAUAGAGAUACAUGAGACUAAGUUAAUCUUGGAACAAAAUUACACUUUUUUUGUCUUUCAUGGGAGUGAUACUCAGUUAUUGCAUAUCUUUACAAAAUUGUAACCGUUGGAGAAUUACAGUAUUUCAUCAAGAAAUUAAUUAGAGUUUUUAAAUAUUCAAGAGCAUAUUCUAUGGAAUUAACAUUUAGUGGACUAGAAUUACAUAAGCAGGCCAUCAGUGAUCACAAGGCAUAUGAGUUUGUAUUUAUUUCUUGGAACAUGAGAGGUAAUUUGGAGUACAGACAGACACCCUGCUGAGUAGAAUAUAAAAGUUAAUGUAAAGUUCUGAACGAUAAAGAGUAGUCCUUUUAAAUAGAUGCAUUGAUUUGUAUAUCUCUGAAAAAGUUGAUUAUGAUUAAAUGUGUGGGUAGUUAAUAAAAAUUUAGGGUAACAACCAGGAUGUAUGGAUUCUGAGGUUUUGGCUUCUUGAGCUUUCUCUUGAGUACUUGAUACUGUUUUUUGAAUAUUUUGAGGUUUCUAAUUAAUGGUAUGCUAGUUUCUACUGUUUUAUAUAAAAAUUUAUCUAGUGUUGUAUAAGGGCUUUAGUAUUCUGGAUGAUGGGAGUGGCUUUUUGUGGCAUAUCGUUGUUUUACUUAAUUGAAAUAUUUUUUCAGUUUAUUACAAGUGUGAAAAAAACACUCAAAACUCUGGAUUGUUUUAUUUCAUUUUUGUUGGAUUAUGUUAAUACAUUCCUUCACCUGGUUUAGAUUGAGUCAUUUUAUCUUACUCAUUUGGGAGAUGUGCAGCUGAUAGAAGAGGGAUUGGGUAGGAGAUUGGCUCUUACUUCAUAAUAAAUAUACAGUUGGUUAUUGUAUUAUUCAAAACUUAUUAAAUCCAGUCAGUUUCUUAUAAUUUUAAGUGUGUUCGGUGCCUGUGAAGCCAGGCAGUCAAGAGUAUUCCCACUGGCCUAAAACUUAAGUGCUGAUGCUCCCACAGUACAGCUAGUUAUAAUUCCAGAACCAAAGGCACCAAUGUGAUUUGGUGACCUUAACUACUACUUUGAUAGAACAGACUGGGUAAUUUACUGAUAAUGAGUCAUUAUCUUUUUAAUAUGUGAUUACCUAGUUCAGCAUUUUGAAUGUGUAGUUUAAGGUCUCUCUGAUUUAGUAAAAUUUUAAAGCUAAAUAAUCUGAUGACUCCUGAAAGUUUAAUUGGUAGUAUGACAUUUAUAAGUGUUUUUUUCCCCCAGACUCACAGCCAAUACAAAGUUUUGAGACUCUAGUAAAUAUUAAUAUUUUUGCUGUUUUUCUGAGCUGUUUUUUUUAUUUACUUACCAUCUAAUCUAGGGACCAAAAAGGGAAUUCUUUCAUUAGAAAUUUGUAGUGUUAUGUUUGGCCAGCACAGUAUUUUUCAGAUUUGAAUUUCAGUACCUUUAUGUGUAGCCUCAGUACUCUCAACACCAGUCACUCUUUAUUGUCUUAAAAUACUCCAUACUUUUUGUUGACCCAAAAUUGUUGAAUAUUUUGCUCAGUUUUCACAAUGAACUAAUUGAAAAGUGUAGUUACUGUGUUGUAAACCUUUGUGUAGUUCUGUUAAUAUACUGAUUUGAAUUUUAUUUAUCUCAACUUCCUUUAGCGUCUGCCUCCAAAUUUUGUCUUUGCUGUAUACCCACUGAGAUCUAUUUCCUAGACCCCUCUGGCUCUUAGUGUACUAUGGUUUGGGCUUUAUAAAAUAUAUUAAUGUCUUAAUUUAAA
Messenger RNA from Piliocolobus tephrosceles (Ugandan red Colobus), 5393 nucleotides. It is a transcript of the gene CREBZF, whose product is annotated as CREB/ATF bZIP transcription factor. The record is from RefSeq and is a predicted model, not a curated record. The transcript is spliced from 2 exons. Lineage: Eukaryota; Metazoa; Chordata; Mammalia; Primates; Cercopithecidae. Gene Ontology annotation, molecular function: DNA-binding transcription factor activity. Bases 241 to 1305 code for a protein of 354 amino acids. Gene Ontology annotation, biological process: regulation of DNA-templated transcription.